CCCGUGUAGCAGCCUCACAUGGACUAGUCUUGAUCUGCUGUGAGCCAGCGGCCCCUUCCCACAGGAUGAACUGUCUCGUUUAUGCUCUAGGAUCCCUUUUCCUUCUGAGUGGGCUCCUCCUCCCCAGCUCCGAAGGGAAGAAGAAGGUUAGUGGAUCACAGGGAGCCAUUCCUCCCCCUGACAAAGGGCAGCCCAAUGACUCUGAGCAAGGUCAAGCUCAGCCAGGAGACCGGGUCAGAGGGAAGGGGAAGGGACAAGCACUAGCGGCUGAAGAAGUGCUGGAGUCCAGUCAAGAAGCUCUACACGUCACUGAACGCAAGUAUCUAAAGAGGGACUGGUGUAAGACUCAGCCCUUAAAGCAAACAAUUCACGAGGACGGGUGCAACAGUCGUACCAUCAUCAACCGCUUCUGCUAUGGGCAAUGCAACUCCUUCUACAUCCCCCGUCACAUACGCAGGGAGGAGGGCUCAUUUCAAUCCUGCUCCUUCUGCAAGCCUAAAAAAUUCACCACAAUGGUGGUCACCCUGAACUGCCCAGAGCUACAACCUCCCACAAAGAAGAAGAGAAUUACACGUGUCAAGCAGUGUCGCUGCAUCUCCAUAGACCUGGACUAAUGUGCCGCUGGGCCUGUGAAUACUAGAAUAAUGUACUGGGAGCUUCACUCUUCAUAUCCAUACCAUUACUGUCUGUGCCAAGACCAUCAAACCACAAUCCUCACAGGCAUUCUGUUGUGUCCGAGCUACUUUAUGCUUUUCAUGCUAAUACACCAUCAGCAGGAAUCCAAACAAGCAAUAAAUAUCUAGAUUUCCUCCUUCUGCUGAACUGUCCCGAACAGCGUUGGGUUCUUUAUCCUUUUUUUUAGGGAAUGUGGAGGCCUGCAAAGACGGCAUCCAUGUAUACAUUGUGUACAUAUAUAUUAUUUAUUCUCACGUGUGUUUUUGUGCACAUAAAAGAGCAUGAGAAAAGGCGCUGAGACUGAUGAGAGUUAAUGAAUUGUGCAUGUUACUGGCAUGUAGCUGUGAGUCGCCACUACAGGAGACCCAAUAUUAAGGCAAUCUAUGACUUUCUGUAAGGUUCUCUGUGGGUAAACAUGCAUUAUCCACAAUACAUUUUCUUAUAUGUGGGUUAAUCUGCCACAAACCUGGCAAAUAUGGCAGUUUGAGGACAGAAAAUGCCAUGUGAAGCAUGUACAGUCUAAUCAUCGCAAUAUAUCUUUUAAAACCAUUGUGGCUGAUUUGGGGGGUAAAGAGCAACACAAUGCAGGGAAGUUCCCAGGAGUUGGGGAGACUAAUGGCAUAUUUCUCAUGUAUUGAAGACUGCCGGGAGAGAGAGAAGCAAACUGGUGCCAAAUGGCAGUGGAAAAAGAACGAGGAGGAUGAGAUAUUGAGGCAUUUUACUAGGGACUAGAUUACUGCAAUUUAAAGUUGCUCUGACUCCUCUUAUUCACAUUUGGGACUGUAGCAACAACAACUCUGUGUCAUUUUAUUGAGGUCAGGGGUGGGAAACAAAUCACUGCAUGGCUGGUUAUGUCCAGACAGAACCACCCCAAACCCCUCUCGCUUCCCAGAAAGUCCCACAACUGCAAUCUGAGACUGUCCCAGCAAAACAGGACAAUCUAGGGAAAAUGCCAUUGCAAUUGUAGUGUUGCACGAUAAACUGUUCCCUAAAAAAAAAAUUAUUUGUAUUAAACAAAUUAGCGCAGAAAGUUUGCCAAUAAUAUGAGCUUCAUGAUAAAUAAAGAAACAGUACAAGAUGGAAAUAUUA
Xenopus laevis (African clawed frog) is the source of this 1764-nucleotide messenger RNA. RefSeq names its product gremlin 1, DAN family BMP antagonist L homeolog (gene grem1.L). Gene Ontology annotation, molecular function: BMP binding; receptor ligand activity. The record is from RefSeq and is marked provisional. Gene Ontology annotation, biological process: animal organ morphogenesis; negative regulation of BMP signaling pathway; signal transduction. NCBI's taxonomy places the organism in Eukaryota, Metazoa, Chordata, Amphibia, Anura, Pipidae. Gene Ontology annotation, cellular component: extracellular region.